UGUUGAUUAGAUUUUUGAACGCAGAACUAAUUGAACAUCGAAGUGGCAAAAGGCGUGGUCUUCCUGUGGUUUUUGACGAGGCUGCUUGGUUCCCUGGCAUGGUUCAGGAUUAGAGUUUGAAGUUUUUUCGAAUGUGUUCUUGAUAAACUGGAUCUUUUUAUGCCAAAAUGCCGUUAAGAAUUGUUCGAGGUCUAUUGAGAGGAGCGACGAGAGGAGUCCUUACAGGAAAGAAAGGAAAUAAGCAAUUUUACAAAGGUCGUGGGGUAAGACCUCCAGGAUACCACACUAGAAAAGGUGGAUACAAGAUAGUAGAGAAAAAAGUUCCAGAAUUUAUUGUUCCUGAUUUGACUGGAUUUGAGUUAAAGCCCUAUGUUUCCUACAAGGCACCAAAAGUUGAAGAACCUCCCAUGACAGCUGAAAGGCUUUUAGAGAUGGUUAAGGAAAAUAUUCACUUAGUUAAGUUCAGAGAGACACCAUAGGCUCAGGCAGCAAGGCUUGUUGAUUAUGUAUAUAUUUUUAAAAAAUUAAUAUUUUCACGAGAGUUACAAUCACAAUUCAUAUAAGAAUCUCGCAGAUAGUGUAGGGUUCUUCUAGGCGUACGUUUUUUUAGCAAAAAGGUCGAGCCUUCUCUUCCAUUUGGCCUCUUCCUCUUGGCCCAUUUAAAGACCUCUAUCACUCACAGCCAUAUUAAAUAGAAAAAUAGAUAGUUCCCCCGUGUAGCAUCGCAUUCAAACUUUUCAGGACGAGGUUACGUGUAGUUAAACAAAGGCUUUUAUAUUAUGAGAAUCAACAUAGCUCCUUGUGAUCAAGGUUCAUAUGUAAAAUAAGCUGCUUGCAGACGUCUUUUACUGCCUUCUGUUUUCUAGGGGAAGAAAAAUAUCCUUAGCGAGCAGGGUUAUACGAUAUAUUGUAUAGUAGAUAGAAGUGUACGCCAAUCAGAAUGUAACAUUCGUGGCAAAUACCUUUGCGUCACAUACAGUCAAGGUGAUGACGUCAUAGGAAGCGGCAUCCGAGUAAAAGACUCAAGAUACUUGAUUAUUAUAAUCAAAAUAAAGCGAUAGUACCUACUUGCUGACAUCAACCACCGGAAAUAAGCCUUAAUGUUUUAGCUCAUCAGCAUCGACAAAAAAAAAAAAAAAAAACUGUUAAAAGAAGAAAUGGAGCUGGGCAAUGGUUUUUGGCACGAAAAUUUCGUGACAGCUACAUGUCGAAAAAAUUCGCGAGAAAUUGAAGUGCUGGGGAAAAAACCGUCUCUGCGAAUAAUAACGCGAAAAUGAAAUAACGCCCAAAUUUAUGCACUUUACGAAAUUCACGUAACUGCUCUAUAGUCCUUUAUCACACGGCGGCCAUGAGAAUAAAAAUCUUUGUUAAACCCAAGUAAAUUUAUUUUCAAGCACUUGAAUGCGAAGCUACGCGUGGUGGAAUCUAUUGUUCAAACCAACAUGGCUGCCGCCUGGAAAAGACCCCAAGGCUACCACUACCAACAUUUUCUUCAAAAUUAUUUUAUUUUCAAGGGAGUCGCAAGAUAAUAAUGAAUAAUCCUUUGACAGUUCCUUUCAGUGACCAUGAACAAUACUUUCAACUCGAGGUUGGAAUUGCCGCGCAUGACUUACUGUAAUACCGCGGUUGGGAUAAAAUGUUCAUCAAUCUCAAAA
Molecule: messenger RNA, 1655 nt
Organism: Actinia tenebrosa (Australian red waratah sea anemone)
Lineage: Eukaryota; Metazoa; Cnidaria; Anthozoa; Actiniaria; Actiniidae
Product: large ribosomal subunit protein mL41A
Biological process (GO): translation
Cellular component (GO): mitochondrial large ribosomal subunit
Molecular function (GO): structural constituent of ribosome
Source: RefSeq, a predicted model, not a curated record